Molecule: messenger RNA, 1210 nt
Organism: Sphaerulina musiva SO2202
Lineage: Eukaryota; Fungi; Ascomycota; Dothideomycetes; Mycosphaerellales; Mycosphaerellaceae
Exons: 2
Coding region: 529-831 (100 amino acids)
Source: RefSeq, a predicted model, not a curated record
CAAGUAACUAGGCGUUCUCGUUGACGCUUUGGCGUGUCACGCGCCUGUGGCAGCGCAGCGACAGACUAGGAAGAGAGAUUUCAACAAAUUUGGACGUGAAGACAAUCGGGUUCGGCUGAGACUUGUGUGUGUGAAGUCAUCUCUUCGCCCCGCGCAUGUCCGACCGACUUCCUGCGAAGAUUUUCUCUGGCAGUCUCUCUCGUCCAGCAACUCGUCGAGUUACCCUAAUUGAAGGAGACGAAAGUCGGCUUUCGAUUACCUGAUCAUUUAUUGCUUAUGAGGCAAUCUUUGCGGCACCUAGAUACUACCUGGCAUUGGAUUCGAUGAUUCACGCUGGGCGCAACAGCACAAACACCCAAUAAAAUCAUCUCCGAAAUGCAUACUCUUGACAGGAGCUGAUGGUUAGCAUUGUUGCGAAAUCCAAAGUCGCGAUGUUUCCAAUGCUCGGAAUCUGCAAUGCGCCUUACAUAUCCGACGAGGCGUGCUUGGUCGAGCCGACGAUUGCGGAGCCAGUGAUUGAUUGAGGACAUGUGCCGUUGCGCACUUUGCUGGACAGCGGAAGUCGGCAUACGCGUAGAAGAGGUGACACUUGCUUCUACAGACAAGCUAUCAAACAGCCCGGAGGCUUUGUUGCUGGCCUCUCAAGAUCGUUCUGGAUGCAAUGACUACGACGAGGUUGCAGAUGGAGUUCCUUCCACUCGAACGGAAUUGCCAAGAGUCGUGUGGGAGCUUUGUCCAGAGUAUCGUCUGCACUACCGGUUCAUGCGCGGCUGCGCCAACAGAUCAAGAUCAAAUGCACUUGGCCUUUUGCCGGAUCCGUUGGUAUCUUGAGGGUGCUUAGACUGCGGAUCAUUUUACCGGGACUAAGAUGCCUCUGUGCUGUGCAUCUACUCAUAUGGGAUCGUCGCGAAAAACCCGCCCCCCCCGUGAGAGUCGAAUAUUCCUUGGUCCUCGCAAUGGCAACACUUGCACACGCUCUCGAUGGCCUGGUCGCUCGUGAUACUACGGGUCACUGCCGCGGCGGGCGAGUCCUUCUAGGUGCUCCAAGUCUUGGUCAUGGAUACGCAACGAAACUGUUCGCGCAGUACUACUCCCCCUCCGACAAAAGAAAACUGCCUUAAACGAGACGGCGAAAGAGAGAAAAAAGGUCAAAAGAGACUCGAAACAAAAAGCGAGCUGCAGCAUCGCACGUGGCUGCCACGCAACCCCC